UUUUGGAUUCAAUUAAUACCAUGCCACAUGUUUAAAAGGGGAGGACUCUAACAUGCCUUUAACCAUGGCAUAGGCAUAUGCGAUGGGUGCGUAGAAGUUAAAAAGCGCUCGUCCUCGUCCGUCUGUCCGACUGUCCGACUGUCCGACUGUGUCCCCUCCCUCACCCCGAAGAAAAAGGGAAGGAAAAGAAAAGGUUACCGGCUCAAAUGAUGACAGAUGGAAUUAUGAGGAUGGAAGACAUACACAGACCUUCCAUUUGCCCAACCAACUCCCUAAGAUUGGAAAUGGGCAAAUAAUCCAGUAUAUAAUGGAAAAACAUGCACCGAAACAGCUGAAAACGAAGAGUACUGUGUGUCCUCCAUCUCCGUCACACAUCAGGCAAACGCAGCAGCAGAAAAAACAAUGAGCGUUGCCCUCCUUAGUAGCCAAACAUUGAGAGACUUCGUUGAAGACAGCGAGGCCUUCAACAAAUGUGUGAACGAACAUUUCGCAAAACUGGACGAAAAUGGUGAUGGAGUGCUUUCCCGUGAAGAGCUAAGGAAGGAGUUCGAUUGCCUGUUGUCAUUGGGGAAGGAAUCGAGACCAGAGGACGACCUGACCACCCUCUACAAUAUCGUGUUUGAUAUAUUCGACAGGGACCAUAGUGGGACCAUUGACCGAGAGGAAUUCAUGACUGAGAUGAAGGAGAUCCUGCUCGCCAUUGGCCGUGGAAUUGGUGAUUUGCCGGUUCAGGUGGCACUGGACAAUGAUAGCUUCCUCAUGAAAGCCAUUGAACAUGAAUCUGCCAAAAAGGGUUGAAGAAACUUUAUGUAAUUCUUAUGUUAAUUUAUGAUUUCUCGUGUAUGCACAUAAAUGUUAAUUGAAGGCUUUCAGUUUCAGCUAAUUAAUUGUAAGUUUGUAACCCUCCAUAAUGAUUUUGCAUCAAUAUAAAUUAG
Messenger RNA from Nelumbo nucifera (sacred lotus), 935 nucleotides. RefSeq names its product calcineurin regulatory subunit CNB1-like. Lineage: Eukaryota; Viridiplantae; Streptophyta; Magnoliopsida; Proteales; Nelumbonaceae. Gene Ontology annotation, molecular function: calcium ion binding. The record is from RefSeq and is a predicted model, not a curated record.